Molecule: messenger RNA, 4118 nt
Organism: Xiphias gladius (swordfish)
Lineage: Eukaryota; Metazoa; Chordata; Actinopteri; Istiophoriformes; Xiphiidae
Product: ceramide transfer protein-like
Exons: 18
Coding region: 602-2473 (623 amino acids)
Biological process (GO): ER to Golgi ceramide transport
Cellular component (GO): Golgi apparatus
Molecular function (GO): phosphatidylinositol-4-phosphate binding
Source: RefSeq, a predicted model, not a curated record
CCCCCGGACCUGAAUGAAGACAGGCUAGUCAGUCCUCCGCUACGGCUAACUAAACUGCGGAACUACGGCAGCAGUACAGCCCGUUGCUCGUCAUCUGUAGACUGAAGUUGCGGUACAGCGUAAACACCACGGCCUUCCUUAUCGUUCACCCUUGCGUGUAGGUUAUCGACUGCAGGUAAGAAAGCUAUCGAGAACAGUCACAAGUUGCUCGUUAAGUUAAUGUUAGCCAGUUGCGUCGUUUGACAGCUAACGCUAACUAGCUAGUCUAAUUGGUAUUCGUCGUCAGUUUCAAAACAAAGCCCGCAAAACCGAGAAGUUGAGACUCAGCUGUCACCUCCAGAAUAGCCUGCUACAAGGCAAGGUAUCUUGGGUGAAAUCUGUCAAACGAUUGAAAAUAUAUUACGCUAUCCAGCUGAUGUUUUGCACGCUCAGCGAAUGCCCAGUUAACGUUAUUUCGCUGGCGUUAAGGCUAAGUUGAAGAAGCUGACAGCAGGUUAGACAGUGACGCGUUGGAACUGAUAACUAAUCCAGCAGCUAGCGUUAAGAUACGUGGCUCUGUCCAUAAAAUCAGAGUCAAGUUAUCUUUGAAGCUUGGAUUUAAAUGUCCGAGAAGAGUUCAUCGUCCGGUUCGGAUGAGGAUGUGGACCCGGAAUCUGGGCAGCCUGCGGAGCUCGGAGGCGUUUUAAGCAAGUGGACAAAUUACAUACACGGAUGGCAGGACCGAUGGGUCGUGCUGAAAAACAAUACUUUGAGCUACUACAAGUCGGAGGAUGAACGGGAGUACGGCUGCAGGGGGUCUCUGUGCCUCAGCAAGGCUGUCAUUACACCUCAUGAGUUUGACGAGUGUCGUUUUGACAUCAGUGUGAAUGACAGUGUUUGGUACCUCAGAGCUGAAGAUCCUGAGCACAGACUCCAGUGGAUUGAGUCGAUAGAGCUGCACAAGGCCGAGUCUGGUUAUGGUUCAGAAACCAGUCUGAGGCGUCAUGGUUCCAUGUUGUCUCUCACCUCCGCAGCCAGUGCCUUGUCUGCCACAUCCACAUCCUCCUUUAAGAAGGGGCACAGGCUGCGUGAGAAGCUAGCAGAAAUGGAAACCUUUCGGGACAUUCUGUGCAGACAAGUGGACACCCUGCAGAAAUACUUUGACUCCUGUGCUGAUGCUGUCUCCAAAGAUGAAUUUCAGAGAGACAGAGUAGUAGAGGAGGACGAAGAUGACUUUCCUACCACUACAAGACCCGAUGGUGAAUAUAAUCACAACAACAAUGGCAGCAAAGAGAAAUUGUUUUCCCCUGCGAUUACCAAAGGUGUAAACGGGAUAGACUUUAAGGGCGAGGCCAUCACCUUCAAGGCCACAACAGCCGGCAUCCUCUCUACCUUGUCCCACUGCAUUGAACUGAUGGUCAAACGAGAAGACAGCUGGCAGAAAAGAUUGGACAAGGAGCUCGAGAAGAGGAGGAGGGUAGAAGAUGCCUACAAGUCUGCUAUGCAUGAACUGAAGAAAAAGUCACACUACGGAGGCCCAGACUAUGAGGAGGGGCCAAACAGUCUGAUCAAUGAAGAUGAGUUCUUUGACGCUGUGGAAGCAGCACUGGACAGACAAGACAAGAUGGAGGAGCAGUGCCAGUCAGAGAAGGUCAGGAUAUCUCAAUCUUCCUCAGUUUCUGCUGGAGACGCCUACUCCACCAUCGGUACACACAGAUUUGCCAACAAGCUCCAUAGCCAUUCUUCUUCCCUGUCUUCCGCUGAGCUGCUCAGUGCUUUGGAUGACAUUCACAGAUUCAGCGCUCAGGUGGAGGAGAUGGUGCAGAAUCAUAUGACUUACUCUCUUCAGGAUGUGGGUGGAGAUGCCAACUGGCAGCUGGUAAUAGAGGAAGGAGAGAUGAAGGUAUACAGGAGAGAAGUGGAGGAGAAUGGUAUCGUCCUGGAUCCUCUCAAAGCUACGCAUUCUGUGAAGGGAGUGACAGGACAUGAGGUGUGCCACUACUUCUGGGACACAGAUGUCCGAAUGGACUGGGAGACCACCAUUGAAAAUUUCAACGUUGUGGAAACGCUCUCUGAUAAUGCCAUCAUUGUUUACCAGACGCACAAGAGAGUGUGGCCUGCUUCUCAGAGAGAUGUGCUCUAUCUGUCAGCCAUCAGAAAGAUCAUGGCAACAAACGAAAAUGAUCCAGACACAUGGCUGGUCUGCAACUUCUCUGUGGACCACAACAAUGCCCUUCCCACAAACCGGUGUGUUCGUGCCAAAAUCAAUGUCGCCAUGAUCUGCCAAACGCUGGUCAGCCCACCAGAGGGUGAUAAAGAGAUCAGCAGAGACAACAUCCUUUGUAAGAUCACCUAUGUUGCCAAUGUAAACCCAGGAGGCUGGGCUCCAGCCUCGGUCCUCAGAGCUGUGGCCAAGAGAGAGUAUCCCAAGUUCCUUAAACGCUUCACCUCCUACGUCCAGGAGAAAACUGCUGGGAAGCCCAUCCUCUUCUGAACAAAAAGAGGCUCGCGAAAGGCUGAGGUUGCCCACCAGAGAGACUGGGUUGUUCAGCAUUAAACAGGCUCUCGACUACAUGACCCAUUCACCUGACAGUUAGAACGUAUUUUCAGGCUACUACAUGCAGGACACCAUAUCAUCCACAGUACACCUGCUUGUAGAGGAGACUGGUUUUACAGCUUUAAUCCGUCAGUAAUUCUCAUCCCAGCCACAUUAUAAUGGCUUAACACCAUCUGUUGGUCAUGGGUACAUUUGUAUGUAAAUUCAAGAGUUUCCCAAGUGGUUUUUGAAUUGUUGUUACGGAUUAUUUGCUUUUUUUGUAAAUUGUUUUGUACAUUUCCUAUGAUUACAUACUUCUUGACUUUUUUUGGGUUUGCUUCAAUCACUAGUAUUACAGCUCCUUGUUUUGCUGCUGCUAAAGUAACUACCAUGAGUGAGGAAAGUAGAUAUUGACAGGAAAAGCAUUGAUGAGGUGUGGUACCGUGUCUCCUCCUUCUUGCCUUCUCCUGUCCCUCUAGUGAUGACUCUCUCUGCAGUUUGAGGGAGGGUCAGAGCCUAAAGCGUUGAAGUCUUUAUAUUUCUAGAUUGUUAUAAAGUCGCUUUCGGAGAGCACCAUGGACACAAUGUAUUGUAUAGAGAAAACAGACUAAGUCUUCAGUUAGUUUACCUAUGUGAGAAAUGUGAAUUGACUGUUAAACGCUUGAAUCUGAUUACUGUGAUGGGCCAAGGAAACCUGAAGUGGCAAAUGAAGAGCAUUUUCUAAGUUUAAUGAACUCAUGUUGAACAAUAUUUUUGACACAUUUGAACUGAUAAUCAAUAAUUGGAUAACUAUGAUGUAGUUAACUGUGGUGUAUAGGUGCUAAGUUGCACCCUAUUGUCAGCGUAUGUCUGUCUUGAACCUCCAUGUCACACACAGUUCCUGACAGGCAUUUCGAAAUGAGCAGCCAUAGUGACUAAUUCAAGAUCCUCUCUUUCACUGAGAGAUGAGUGGAUACAUUUCACACACCCUAGGUUGUUUUUAACCAUUGGAUGCUAUUCUGCAGGUUACGGUAAAGUUGUAAAAUGCUGAGUAGGCUAUCAUCUGUUCCCUACUUUCUCAGUCAUACUCUAACAUUACAUUUCACAUGCCACACUACAGUACAGUGGCCUCCUGCCCUAUGACUGAUAAACUACCCCUAGAAUGCCUUAGACACCAGGAUGAACCCUAAAAAUCCUGGCUUUCUCUACUGUACAGCCACCAGAUGUGCAUUUAUCAACACUGAAAUGAAGCCGGGGGGGGGGGUCAGCAUUUCACAUCAUCUUACCUCAAGAUUUAUAUUUACUCUAGAUUGUGUUUAAUGCCAUCAAAAGUUGGGAGUUUUGCAGUCAGUAGAUCUGCAUACUUAAAAAUGAAACCAUCAGAGUUUCGGUUCAAGAGGUUAGUAAGGAUCUGGAUAAUUGUUUUGCUGAUGAUUACAAGAGCUAGAUCUAUGAGCAAUGUAAGCUGAAGAAUGCAUUUAGUGUUUUUAAUUUUGAUAUUCUGUCAGUAAUCUACACACUUUGUAUAUUUCUAAGUUGUACAUCAGAAGUGUUAUUAUUUGCACUAAAUGUAAUGCAAUUUGACAAUGUUCUGUAAAUUAAAAUUGUUACACAACAGAAUUGA